GCCAGUGAACAUUAAGCGGAGCAGACCAAAAUCCCAAACAAGGAAAUGGUGGGGGAAUAAAACGACCAGAUUAUUUAAUUAAUGCAUGUAAUAAUUAAUAUUUUAUUUUAUUGUAAAUUAAGACGUAUUUAUGGGUUGAAAUGGAUUACGACUUCAAAACAAAGCUGGCGGCCGAGAGAGAGAGAGUGGAAGAUCUGUUCGAAUAUGAAGGUUGCAAAGUGGGUCGAGGCACCUACGGGCACGUUUAUAAAGCUAAACGCAAAGACGGGAAAGAUGAGAAGGAGUAUGCCCUGAAACAAAUAGAAGGCACUGGAAUAUCGAUGUCUGCCUGUAGGGAAAUCGCUCUGCUACGAGAACUGAAACACCCGAACGUGAUCGCACUGCAGAAAGUGUUCCUGUCCCACAGUGACAGAAAGGUUUGGCUCCUUUUCGACUACGCCGAACAUGACCUUUGGCACAUCAUCAAGUUCCACCGCGCCUCCAAGGCCAACAAGAAGCCCAUGCAGCUGCCCCGAGGGAUGGUGAAGUCUCUCCUGUAUCAGAUUCUGGAUGGGAUCCAUUACCUCCAUGCCAACUGGGUACUCCACAGGGAUCUGAAGCCAGCCAACAUCCUGGUGAUGGGGGAAGGUCCUGAACGAGGAAGAGUUAAAAUUGCUGACAUGGGUUUCGCCAGACUCUUCAACUCCCCCCUCAAGCCGCUGGCAGACCUUGACCCUGUGGUGGUGACGUUCUGGUACAGGGCCCCUGAGCUGCUGCUGGGGGCGCGGCACUACACCAAAGCUAUCGAUAUUUGGGCAAUUGGCUGCAUCUUUGCGGAGCUGCUGACGUCCGAGCCCAUCUUCCACUGUCGCCAGGAAGACAUCAAAACCAGUAACCCUUUCCAUCAUGACCAGCUAGACAGGAUAUUCAGCGUGAUGGGCUUUCCCGCAGAUAAGGACUGGGAAGACAUUAGGAAGAUGCCAGAGUACCCGACACUGCAGAAAGACUUCAGGAGGACAACGUAUGCAAACAGCAGCUUAAUCAAAUACAUGGAGAAGCAUAAAGUGAAACCAGACAGCAAAGUGUUUCUGUUGCUCCAGAAACUCCUCACCAUGGACCCCACCAAAAGAAUUACAUCAGAGCAGGCGCUGCAGGACCCGUACUUCCUGGAGGAGCCGUUACCAACCACAGAUGUGUUUGCUGGGUGUCAGAUCCCCUACCCAAAACGAGAGUUUCUAAAUGAAGACGAGCCAGAGGAGAAAACAGAAAAGAACCAGACCCAGCAGCACCAGCAGACCACAGGUCAGACUCAGGCCCAGAACCAGCAGCAGACAGCAGCUCCGCAGGCUCCGUCCCAGCAGAACUUGGCCCAAACCAACGGCACUGGCGGAGCCACGGGGGGCACCGCCGGCGUGGGGUUGCAACACGGCCAGGACCAGGGCCCCCCCAACAAGAAACCUCGCAUUGGGCCCGCUGGGGCCUCCUCAGGCACUAGUCUUCUACAGUCAGAGUACCAGCACUCUGGCUCCCGCCUUGGUUACCAAAGCACCAUCCAAGGUUCCACUCAGCCCCAGAGCACCAUGGGAUAUUCAUCGUCAUCCCAGCAGAGCUCCCAGUACUCCCACCAGACCCACCGUUACUGAGGCUGAACCAGCAGAGGACGGCAGACGGCUCCUCCUCCGACCUCCGCAUCGCUCCCACAUCCUGGUUGGACCUUUCUCCGUGCAUUACGUCAUUCCAACGCAUUCCUCUUUCCUGACAGCCAUUAGGGGCACUGUAACAUGAAGGCAAACAAACAGAACCAAAACAGCGUAAGAAGAGUGCCUUCUUGGGCUGGUGAACAUAAUAUAAGAUACAAGCAGAAUCAGAAAAGGAUUUAUUGCUACAAUAAGGCUGCGUCUGAAAUUUCAUAAUAACCUGCUAUUCAAUAGCUAAAACAGUAUAUGAGUUUUUUUAUAUGCCUGAAACCUCAGUAUGAAACCAAUAGUACAAAAACGGCAUACUAUUUCCGGUAAAACAUUACAGUAUGCAAUAUUGGACACGAAGCCGGCAUAAAUAUCCCACAAUGCAAUGCAAUAGUAACAACAACAUUCAUGACAAACGGACAGAAACCAAGGAGCUCUAUGAAGUCAAUAGCGCUCCAAUUUACAUUUCAACAUAUUUUAACGACGGUUGGUCUAGUUAUUCUCCUCUUUCAGUCAUUUAAGCGUCAUUGGCGAUGCCGCUUGAGCUAAUGUCAGCAGGGGUUACCUAUGGUUACGUCAAGGAGGCUCCCAGGAAGUGACAUUGAAAAUUACAAGUCAGUGCGCCCAAAAAGAUACACAUUACUGUGUAUUUACACAAAAGUACACUGAACGAUAGUAUACAUAAUGAGUACGUAUUGCAAAAUAUGUGAUUUCAGACGCACCCUUAGUUACACUCAUGUAGGAAUAUGCCGGACUGAUCUCAUAAAAUGGCGUAUGUAAUAUAUAAAACGCCAUUUCAAUGCCAUUACUGGCGUGUUAUUAAGACGCAUACUCACUUUUUAUCAACGCUGUUUGGACUCCAUUGACUUGCAUUACCUUGCAAGGCGUGUGAAAUUACCCCGUAGCGAGUGGUAUGAACGGACAAGAAUUGACGUAGGAGGCUGGUCGGGGGGGUGGAUGAGUCAAACACAGGACUUUCACCCAGGAGACCGUGUAUUGUGUCCCACGUGUCACGUUUCCUAAACUCAACCGUUGCUUUCUUCUCGCGAUAACAAGCAAGUGGCGUGUAUGUGUAUGCCCGCUGUAUACAGCAUAGACAUACA
Messenger RNA from Etheostoma cragini (Arkansas darter), 2767 nucleotides. It is a transcript of the gene cdk19, whose product is annotated as cyclin-dependent kinase 19. The record is from RefSeq and is a predicted model, not a curated record. Lineage: Eukaryota; Metazoa; Chordata; Actinopteri; Perciformes; Percidae. The transcript is spliced from 13 exons. Gene Ontology annotation, biological process: protein phosphorylation. Gene Ontology annotation, cellular component: cytosol; mediator complex; nucleus. The coding region runs from base 141 to 1622 and encodes 493 amino acids. Gene Ontology annotation, molecular function: ATP binding; cyclin-dependent protein serine/threonine kinase activity; RNA polymerase II CTD heptapeptide repeat kinase activity.